AUGGCUUCCUCUGUGUUUUUCAAGUUCAAGUCCCAAAAGGAACCAUCGCGUGUCGAUUUUGACGGCACUGGUAUCUCAGUCUUCGAACUCAAACGUGACAUAAUCGUAAAGAGUGGUUUAGGUGAUGGAACAGACUUCGAUCUAGCUAUCUAUUCAGAAGACGGGAGUGAAGAAUAUGACGAUGACACAACUAUCAUACCUCGAUCUACUACAGUUAUCGCUCGCCGACUUCCACCCCAGAAGCCGGGUGCCGGCCGAGCAGCCCGUUACGUCUCCGGAAAAAUGCCAGCAAGCGCAAAGAAUUCGUCACGACGCGAGAACGCCACCAAGGCCACCAAACCUGCCUCCACCGGACUUACUCAAAUGAACGCGGCUAUGACCGAAGAAGAGAAGAUGAUGGCAAUGUUUCAGGCACAAUCAGACCAAUGGAACGUCCAGCAGGAAGAGAUGUCUCACCAAACUGCGGUGUAUAAGCCAGGUUCAAAGAAACCUGCCAAUGUCCCCGAUCACGAACCCCCGAAUGGCUACAUCUGCUAUCGAUGUGGACAGAAGGGGCACUGGAUUCAAGUCUGUCCUACUAACGAUAACCCCGAAUUCGACAACCGUCCUCGAGUUAAGCGAACAACAGGAAUCCCUCGUUCGUUCCUCAAAACUGUAGACAAGUCAACACUGCAACAAACUGGUACGGACGGCGAGGAAGUUAAGCCACCGGCUGGUGUUAUGGUCAAUGCAGAUGGUGAAUUCGUAAUCGCAGAGCCUGACAAGGCAUCAUGGGAACAGUACCAGGCAAAGACGAAGUCAUCGGCAGCUGCUCAGAAGGCAGCAUCUGCUGAGGAUAAGGAUCUUGAAGAGAAGGGCCUGUUGUGCACCAUCGACAAAAGGAUGUUCAUAGACCCAAUGAAGACACCAUGUUGUGAGAAGACGUAUUGCAAUGACUGCAUUACCAAUGCCCUCAUUGAGAGCGACUUCGUUUGUCCAGGUUGCCAGACGGAAGGGGUAUUAAUUGAUGACCUCAAACAAGAUGAUGAGACGUCUGAUAAGAUUCAAGCCUAUCUUAAAGAAAAGGAAUCUUCUAGAACUAAAGAGCGAUCGAACAGCCCAGCUGCGGUAAAUUCUCCAUCUCAAACAUCGGAGAAAAAGGAGACAGCUCAGCUAGACUCGCCAAAGAGCCAACCAUCAGUUACAGAGAAAGCUACUUCGGAGAAGACUAAGUCACCCACACCCUCGGCCACGGCUUCUAAGUCUCCCUCCGCCGAGAUACAAAAGAAAUCGAAGUCACCUACCCCUAUUCAGUCACCUGGUUCUAGUGAUCUCUCCAAACCUCAGGAGGCAGCCUCUAAAAAACGACCAGCAGAGGAUAUACUAGAGAAUCCCAAGAUCCCCAAAGCACCAAAGGCUAUGCAACAGGCUCAAGCAGCCAAGGAUGUGCAGAACGUGAUGCCACAGGGCAUGAACAACAUGGCAGGCAUGAUGCCCAACAUGAUGCAAUUCCCGAUGAACCCUAUGAGUGGCUUUGGUCAGCCCAACAUGAACAACAUGAACAUGGCCAUGAUGAUGGGAAUCAAUCCCAUGAUGAACCCAAUGAUGGGUAUGAACGGAAUGAUGAACCCGGCGGCUUUCCAAGGCAUGAGCGGCAACGGCAUGUUCGGAGGAAACUUCAGAGGAAUGAAUGGUGGUAUGGGUAAUAUGAAUGGAAUGGGAAUGAAUGGUGGCUACAACAGUCAGAACCAGCAACCCUACAGACCCAACUUCACGACGCCAAAUAACGACAACGACGCAUAUUUCCGCAAACCUGUCAAUCCGGGACGGCACCAGAACAAGCAACGCAGAGUUCGUCCUAGUGACUAUAGGGAACUUUGA
Daldinia caldariorum is the source of this 1860-nucleotide messenger RNA. RefSeq names its product DWNN-domain-containing protein. The record is from RefSeq and is a predicted model, not a curated record. Gene Ontology annotation, cellular component: nucleus. Bases 1 to 1860 code for a protein of 619 amino acids. NCBI's taxonomy places the organism in Eukaryota, Fungi, Ascomycota, Sordariomycetes, Xylariales, Hypoxylaceae. The transcript is spliced from 3 exons. Gene Ontology annotation, biological process: protein ubiquitination; ubiquitin-dependent protein catabolic process; mRNA processing. Gene Ontology annotation, molecular function: ubiquitin protein ligase activity; zinc ion binding; nucleic acid binding.